Danio aesculapii is the source of this 868-nucleotide messenger RNA. RefSeq names its product golgi transport 1A (gene golt1a). Bases 107 to 508 code for a protein of 133 amino acids. Gene Ontology annotation, biological process: retrograde transport, endosome to Golgi; endoplasmic reticulum to Golgi vesicle-mediated transport. Lineage: Eukaryota; Metazoa; Chordata; Actinopteri; Cypriniformes; Danionidae. The transcript is spliced from 5 exons. The record is from RefSeq and is a predicted model, not a curated record. Gene Ontology annotation, cellular component: endoplasmic reticulum; membrane.
CGCCAGGGUUCAAAAGUCAAGUAUUUGUGUGAAAGACACAAACCGGUAAGAACAGAGAACCUAAAACUGGGAGAUUUGAGUUAAGAAGGACAACAGAAGGAAAACCAUGAUCACAAUCACAGAGUUUCAGAAGAUCGGUGUGGGUCUGUCAGGGUUCGGCGUGUUCUUUGUGCUGUUUGGGAUUCUGCUGUACUUUGACUCAGUCCUGUUGGCGUUUGGAAACAUUCUGUUUCUGUCUGGUCUGGCCUUUAUCAUCGGUUUAAAAAGGACGGCCCACUUCUUCUUCCAGAGGCAGAAGCUCAGAAGCUCCGCCUUCUUUCUAGGAGGCGUGGCUUUAGUUCUGCUUAGAUGGCCUCGUAUUGGCAUGUUAGUAGAGACAUAUGGCUUCGUGCUUCUAUUCAAAUCUUUUUUCCCAGUGGCUUUUGGUUUCCUUGCAACAGUUUUCAACAUUCCCUUUUUAACAACGAUUUUAAACAAGUUAUCUGGUAGUAGUACAUCAAUGGUGUAAAAGCAGAUUCUGGGAGAAAACAUUCAAAACUAUGUGUGUGUGUGUGUGUGUGUGUGUGUGUGCGUGCGUGCGUGCGUGCGUGUGUGUGUGUGUGUAUGCAAUUUUAGAGGACCUCUUAAAAAUUCUCAGUUUUUCCUGGAUUUACUGGAUUUAUUAGGUAUGGGUUUAGAAAAAAAAUUCUUUCCAAAUUUUAAAACACUUAGCUAUAAAUCUAUACAUUUUCAAUCCAGAGAAAUUGAGAAUUUUGUAGAUAAUUAUCUUGUCGUUUUUAUUUUAUAUUUGUGUUUUCUUUAUUUUAGUAUUGUUGUCACUAUGUUAGUUAACCCUUAUAUUAUAUUAUAAUAAAUAAAUUUACCAUUA